AACUCGAUUCCAGAGAAAGGUAGCAUUAGUCGCGACCUCCAUGGGACACGGCUGAAAAUGUUUGCUGUCAGCAACUUGCGAGCCGUGUCUACGGUCUUAAAGCGAAACAUUGGUUCGGUUAGGAAUGCUGGAGCGUGGACUUACAGAGAGCCCCCAGCUCCACCCCCUAGGUAUAUUACAACCACAGCAGAGGUUGUAGGGGCUAUUGCUUGGUACUGGUUUCUCUGGCAUCUGUGGUACCAGCCAGAACAUGUGUUUGGCCAUUUCCCUUAUCCAGACCCAUCCAAAUGGACAGAUGAAGAGCUUGGUAUACCACCAGAUGAUGCUGACUAACUUAAUGACUGUACAGGGAAUAAAAACCACAGUGCUUGUAUAAAAAAAAAACUUAUAUUAUGCAAGCUGUCAUAGCAGUGUGUGGAGAGUUACAUUCAUUAGUCUUCAUUGAAUUUUUGAUAGGUUGACUUCUGCAUUGAGAAGCUAUGCUACUGUGAAUUAGUUUGUUAUCUAUGAAGUGCUUCAAUAAAUGUGUUGUGUAGUA
Messenger RNA from Liolophura sinensis, 538 nucleotides. Its product is annotated as NADH dehydrogenase [ubiquinone] 1 beta subcomplex subunit 2, mitochondrial-like. NCBI's taxonomy places the organism in Eukaryota, Metazoa, Mollusca, Polyplacophora, Chitonida, Chitonidae. The record is from RefSeq and is a predicted model, not a curated record. The transcript is spliced from 3 exons. Gene Ontology annotation, cellular component: mitochondrial inner membrane; respiratory chain complex I. Gene Ontology annotation, biological process: mitochondrial respiratory chain complex I assembly. The coding region runs from base 58 to 333 and encodes 91 amino acids.